GAUAGUUGAAGUAAUUUGUAGUUGAAUUAAAGAGUAGAUGUAGGGUUUGGAAUGAUGAGCAUGGCAUGCGGCGUAGCAGCGAGGCAGAGAGAGCAGUAAUCCAAGUAAAGCGACGUCGUGAAGGCAAGGAAGGGAAAUUGGGAAUUUGAUCUCCGUCAAUGUGAUGGCUCCGAAUCCGAUGAAGCAAUCUGCGAAUUCCACUACAACUACCAUCGCUAAUAAGGAGAUUCUGGUCCGUGAAACGAUGCGUAUCAGUGCCAAUUUGGCCUCCCCCCCUCAGCCGCCGCCGCCGUCUCCCAUCGUCGGAAUUAUCUGCUGCGAAGAAAUGGACGGGCGUCGUUGGAAGUACUUGGCUGAGAGCGAUGGCUUUGGCGGAUUCAAGAAGAAUUCAUUUCUCCCUGUCAGCCUCAACUCCAACCACCCUCGCGACCCUCUCCACGAAGUCCUCUCUUUCGUUACAUCCUAUGUUGUCCCCGAAGGUUUCCCUGAUAGUGUUACUCCUUCUUAUGUCCCCUACAUGACAUGGAGGGCUCUUAAGCACUUUUUCGGUGGAGCAAUGGGCGUUUUCACCACUCAAACCCUCUUGAGUUCUGUUGGCGUCUGUAGAAACAGAGCUGCUCCUGGGGCCGUCGCCAUCAACUGGAUUCUCAAGGAUGGUGCUGGUCGUGUCGGGAAGAUGCUCUUUGCUCGUCAAGGAAAGAAAUUUGAUUAUGACCUCAAACAGCUGCGCUUCACAGGUGAUCUUCUCAUGGAGUUGGGUGCUGGAGUUGAACUCGCUACUGCUGCAGUGCCGCAUCUCUUUCUUCCAUUGGCUUGUGCUGCUAAUGUACUCAAGAAUGUUGCUGCCGUAACAUCAACCUCAACUCGCACACCAAUUUAUAAAGCCUUUGCUAAAGGAGAAAACAUAGGGGAUGUCACUGCUAAAGGAGAAUGUGUUGGCAAUAUUGCAGACCUGUUAGGAACUGGUUUGAGCAUAUUGAUUGCCAAAAGGAAUCCAUCGCUUGUCACCACAUUUUCCCUCCUUUCAUGUGGAUAUAUCCUUAGCUCUUAUAGAGAGGUAAAAUCUGUGGUUUUGCACACACUUAACUGUGGAAGAUUCAGUGUGGCAGUAGAGCAUUUUCUCAUGACAGGACAAGUUCCUACUUUGCAGGAGGGCAAUAUGAAUGAGAACAUAUUCAGUUUUCCAUGGAAAGAUAGGCCUGUUGUCCUUGGAUCAAGAAUCAAGGAAGCAUUCCAAGACCCUAGUGCAUAUGUUGCCAUAGAGCCCUUGUUUGAUAGGGAGAGAUAUAUUGUAACAUUUAACCCCUCAAAACACAAGGUUUAUGCGGUGCUCAAGGAUCAGGCAAAGUCAGAUGACAUUCUGAAAGCAGCAUUCCAUGCUCAUGUGCUAUUUUUCAGUUUGAUGAAAUCAUUGAAUGAAAAUAAGGCCUCAUCUUUGAAGCAAAGGGAGGAUCUCUCAAACAUGACACACACAGUUGCUGAUAUCGAGGCUCGUAUAGCUGGUACUUGCAAGACCGUGGCAGAUUCUUAUGGGUGUUUCAAGAAUAAAGCUAAGGAGCAAGGUUGGACGAUGUCAGAAUCACAUCUAAAUCCUGGUCGAGCAAGGUUUUAUCCAGUUGAUAAUAGAUGAUAUUCUCAUAUUCUCAGCUGGCUGCUGCUAGGUUUUGAGUGUCAAAGUUCUUGGGACUGCUCUGGAUGUGAAAUGAGUCAGGCAACUGAAGCUUAAAAUCACCACGAUGCAAUGAGAACAUACAAUGCUCAUGGAAUCGUAGUAACAUCCUUGAUCCUCACAAAAGCCAAGUGAACUUUUUGCGGAUGCUGUGCAUGGAUGGCCUUUAACAUGAUUGAUAUAGUUAUAGCAGUUCUUAGCAUGACUACAUGACCACUUGAAAUAUCAAUGCUCUUCUUUUUUCUCGAUAGAAAAUUACCAACGUGUGACUCUGUUCUUUCUAUUGUCUUAGUUUUGUUCUUUAUUCUUUUUGCAGUGGGAAUUACUCUGUAGUAUAAGCUUUUCAAUUUCAAUUUUGCAGCCGAGUUCAAGAACUUGUUGCACGUGUAUCAGUGCAAUUUCCAUUUCGCAUUCUUGUAGUUUUAUUUGUGCAAUAUGUUUGAUUAAGCUAGGUCCAAAGUAUUUUGUAAUUUUUUUUUCCUCGAAGCAGAAAGCAUAAAGAAUCAUACUGUUUUGUUUGGUUUAAAUUUGUAAGCUUGAUUUCAAAGUAAAGGACUUUGAUUGUAUGAA
Molecule: messenger RNA, 2239 nt
Organism: Glycine soja
Lineage: Eukaryota; Viridiplantae; Streptophyta; Magnoliopsida; Fabales; Fabaceae
Product: protein root UVB sensitive 6-like
Exons: 11
Coding region: 164-1630 (488 amino acids)
Source: RefSeq, a predicted model, not a curated record